AUGGGUGACAGCCCCGAGCUGGUCCCCACCGAGGUAGCAACUGAUCUCGGUACAGACGGAUUUACAGACGCAGAAUCCGCGGAGAUGGACCUCUCAGGCACUUUGGCUAUGCCACCGUCUACGGAUGGCCGUGGCCUAGUGCUGGAAGAGAAUGCAGCAGCAGCUAAUGUGUUUGCGCCAAACGCACCUUCUCCUUUCGUAGGACUAGGAGCUCCGCAGAUCCACAUGUACCGACAACAGUUCCAGCAGAACAUUACGAUAGGUGAAACACCUGAACAAACAAGACUUCUCCUCACUGAGUUAGAGAACGAAGCAGAGUCCAGGCACCAGAGGUUCCGCCUAGCUGCUGAAGAAGCCCAUGAUCAACAAAUCGCAGAUGUUGAAGAAAGGGCUAACAGGCAGCACGAGGAAGUCGUUGCUAGACUUGAGUCUGAAAUUGCUAGCCAAAGGUAUAGCUUUGUCGCGAGGACAACUCUGGUUGAAGAGGCUGAACAGAACAAGAGGGAAAGCAUUAACGAGAUUGGGGAAUGGUUCGGAAGAGAGCAUGAUGAGGCAAUGAAAAGGCGGAAGGCCGACACGCCCUCCGUCGAGGUCCCCGUCACCCGCGCCAACGCGCAGGAAACCAAGCCGUGGUUGAAGGGUAAGGCCAAAGUGAUCAAGACGCUUCCCAUUUCUCCAUACACUGCAAAGGAGAACUGGGACUGGAAAGAGGGAAGAGGGGGAACCGGCGAUAAGAUGCCGUGGACCGGCAAGACUGUUUUCAAGAUCAAAGAACAAAACAAGAAGGCUUUCGCAGGAGCAGCAGAGGAACGAGAUCCAGUGGUCGAGCACCCCGAUCCUGAGAUCUCCGCAGCCAUCAAUGAGGAGGAAUACCUCGUCACCCCCGUUAAGGGUUGUGACUUUGCGUUCGAGAUAGGAAACUUUCCCAUCCUGAGGUCGAAGCGAAUGGAGCUGUUGCCUGGGGAUUUCACAUUCCCAAUGAGAUCCGAACAGCUCGCACUGCAGGAGAGCCUCCGUAAGCCGACCCUCGCAGAUCAGGACUGCUCGUGGGGAGGCACAGAUGGUGCCGGACCACGCGCCCCGCCUGGGGAUUCGCCGGACGAGCCUUUGCCUCCGCCCGGUGUGCCUGAUUUGGACGGCUCCGAUCUGAAGGAUCGUUUGUCCGAGUACUUGGACCAAGUGGCUAAGGAAAACGAGGACUAUGUUCCCGAAGAUGUCGGAGCUGUGGAGGACUGGCUGGGGAGGGAUGCUCCUGGAUCUUCUAAGGCACAACGGGAGGCUGACAUUGAAAGAUUCGAACGCAAGAAGGCUCGUGAAGCCGAGGAAGAUGCUCGCAAGGCCCUUAGAGACUCCCCGGCCAUGCCUGUCAUCGCCGAGCCUGACCCCGCAUCGAAACGUGGGUCCGUCUCCCUCGAAACAGAUGGCCUAAAGAAUGGUCUGGGUAUGAAGAUCCUGUUUGCCCACUCAGGUUGGGAGUUGAUCGCUAAGGUGAUUGACAUGGAACCAGCCGAGGACCACCCAUUUGCUUACGUCUUCGACAAGAAGCACGCUAGCCCAGCUGCCGACUACCAAGUCCGGCCGAAUCGCAAAGAGGACUUCUGGGAGGUCGACGCUGAGUUAGCUGCAGUCGUUAGGUUGGUGGACUGGGAGAACAUAUUUCCCUAUCACAGAGGUCAGUGA
This is a messenger RNA of Symbiodinium natans, 1680 nucleotides long. Lineage: Eukaryota; Dinophyceae; Suessiales; Symbiodiniaceae. The record is from the annotation of a GenBank genome assembly.